AUGUCUGAAUUUCAUUCACUUGCCAACCUCAUAAAGAGACUUGAGGUAGCUACGACACGUUUAGAAGACUUGGCUAUGUCUUCAUCGUCAGCUACUACAGUGGUAGCCAACAUGCCUUCAUCACCCCAAAAGGUACCUGCCACUGUUACUUCUACAGCAGCGCCUGUCAAUACCGAGACCUCACCUAUGGUUGAAAAGCACGAUGCUGCUGUCAACAGUUUUGUCGAGAAAUACAUGUCUUUAUCACAAGAGAUUGGUGGUGUUGUCGCUGAACAAUCACGAUUGGUUAAAGAAGCACUUAAUGCCGAAAGAGAUAUUGUUCAAAUCUCUACCAUGGCGCAAAAGCCAGAUAUGGCAUCGUCUACUUUUAUGAAACUUCUAGAACCUAUCCAAAAGGCUAUGACCGCUAUUAUGGAAAUUAAGGAUGCUAACCGUCCUGACCCUCUUUUCAACCAUUUGAGCACAGUUGCUGAAGGUAUUCCUGCCUUGGGUUGGUUCACUUGCGAACCUACGCCAGUACCUUUCAUUCGCGAUAUUAAGGAUGCUGCACAAUUUUAUUCUAAUCGUGUCAUUAAGGAGUUUAGAGAGAAAGAACCUAUGCAUGUUGAAUGGGUCAAGGCUUUCUUGGGUAUUAUUGAAAACUUGGCAGCUUAUGUGAAAGAAAAUUUCCCUACAGGUUUGUCGUGGAACGCCCAAGGAGAAAAAGCCGACACUUAUAUUGGAAAAUUACCUUCCUCCACUGCCAAUAAUACUAACACAUCCACCGUUGCGCCACCUGCCCCAUCUGUACCAUCGGCUGGGGCUCCUCCACCACCUCCACCUCCACCACCACCUAUGAUGCUCGAUGACAAUGACAAUAAGUCAGCUCCUCAGCCCUCUGGAGCCGCCGCUGUUUUUGCCGAAAUUAAUCAGGGCUCUUCCAUCACUUCGCACUUACGUAAGGUCGACAAGAAUGAGAUGACUCACAAAAACCCCAAUUUGCGUGCUAACUCCUCCGUAAAUGUUGCUGCACCCUCAUCACCUAAACGCCAAGGCCCUCCCACACCCAACAAACCCAAUAAAUACACCAUCAAGAAGCCUGCGAAGACCUCUCUAGAAGCCAAUAAAUGGGUCAUUGAAAAUCAUGAAAACAACCACGAAAUCGUUUUAGAAGAAACUGCUAUGAACCAAUCUGUCUACAUUUACAAUUGUAAAAACUCUACGAUUCGUAUUAAAGGUAAAGUUAACGCUGUUACCAUUGACUCUUGUGCAAAGACUGGUGUUGCAUUAGACUCUACUGUAGCUACGGUAGAUUUGGUAAACUCCAAGUCAUUCGCCCUUCAAGUGUUCAAAGUUGUUCCUACAAUUGCCGUUGAUAAGUGCGAUAGCGGUGAAAUCUAUCUUUCCAGAGAAUGUUUGGAUGUGGAAAUCUUGUCAGCUAAAUCAUCUUCGCUGAAUAUUUUGGUGCCUGAAUCUGAUGCAGAAGAUAGUGAAUUUAAGGAAAUGCCUGUCCCUGAACAAUUGAAGACAACUAUUGUUGAUGGUAAACUUGUCACUGCCACUGUAGAGCACGCUGGUUAA
Mycotypha africana is the source of this 1560-nucleotide messenger RNA. RefSeq names its product adenylate cyclase associated N terminal-domain-containing protein. Bases 1 to 1560 code for a protein of 519 amino acids. The transcript is spliced from 4 exons. NCBI's taxonomy places the organism in Eukaryota, Fungi, Mucoromycota, Mucoromycetes, Mucorales, Mycotyphaceae. The record is from RefSeq and is a predicted model, not a curated record. Gene Ontology annotation, biological process: regulation of adenylate cyclase activity; cytoskeleton organization. Gene Ontology annotation, cellular component: cytoplasm. Gene Ontology annotation, molecular function: actin binding; adenylate cyclase binding.